GUUGUCUCUCCCGCAUUGACUUGGUGAUGGAAGGAUCGUCCAGCUGAUGUCAAUUUUGCUGAUGCUGCACAGAAAACAACCAUUUCCGCACAUUUAAGUGUUUUAAACAAAUACAACGCCCCUUUUAUCUAGAUUUAAGAGCUAAUUCAAGAUGUGAUGUGACUUUUUGUACACUAGAGGGCGUUGUGAUUCUGGAGCUCGAAUGAAAGUGCAGUUUCCUCUUCCUGCGCCAACAAGGAUGCACUUUUUGCCAAGAAGCAGCCGACCGAGCGAGGCUGCAUGGCAACGGUGGGCGGGGCCUUGCUCAGAUAGUGGGCGGAGCCACGGGCCCCACACGUGCCCUGCCUGCUCACGCAGCAACCAUCUUCCGCAUACCGCAGACCAGUGCGCACGCACGCCGAGCCACGCACGCACACGCACGCUCCGGAGCGAUGCAUCCGCGGUGCGCGCCCUCUUCCUCACCGAUCCUCCUCAUCCUCGGUAUUGAUCAGGCGAAGCUCCGCGAUGCUUCCAUGUCUACCUCGCACAGAUGUCCGUGAUGGCCGCAGAGGAGAAGAGCUGACGAUGAGAGCAGGCGGGAAUGUGUGACGACCAUGCUGGCGGUGCGGUGCUUCUUGCUCUUUGCUGCAGUGGGCGAGCGGCUGGCGGUGUCAGGUGUGACCUGGAGCCCAGGCCAGGAUGGGGGAGGCACUUGGGUCGGCUCCUCCUGGUCCGGACAAGCCGAGGGCAGCGACACAGCGGCCCAGGUGACCUAUCCCAAACGUCUGGUCCGAAGGAUUGAGUCUGAGAAGGAACUGGCUCAUGCGCACCUGGAUACCAGGGUGAAGAACAACAAGCAACACGCCUUGCCCGUCCACUUGGCGCACAGCUGUUUCCAGAUGGAAGCCUUCGGACAGACCUUCACGCUGGACCUGGAGCUAAACCAUCACCUCCUGUCUUCAGAUUACGUGGAGCGCCAAUUCACGCAGGACGGACGACCUUCACAGUCCUGGGGAGGGGAGCACUGCUACUACCAGGGAAGCUUAAGAGGUGUAACGAACUCCUGGGCCGCCCUCUCCACCUGUCAUGGACUGUGCGGGGUGUUCUCAGAUGGCCUCUUCUCUUACGGGAUUGAGCCAGUUCACAAUGACAGCAAUCAGGAAAAUGGCGCCCACCUGAUCCACAAGAUGCCUGAUUUUAGGCUCUCUCCCCACUGUGCAGGCUGCACAGCGGACAGCGAGUUAGACCGCAGAGGAGGUGAUGAAGACAGACUGGACCAAAGUGGGGGGCAGCAGCGGGUGUCAAGGCGGCUGAGACGAUCCAAGCGCUUCGCUCGCCGGCCCUCUGUGCAGACCGAGACCAAAUAUAUCGAGUUGAUGGUGGUCAACGACAACGACAUGAUUGUACAGCUGCGACGCUCCGGCAGCCAAACUAAAAACUUUGCCAAAGCGGUAGUCAACAUGGCUGAUGCGAUCUACAAGGAGCAGCUGAACACGAGGAUCGUGCUGGUCGCCAUGGAGACGUGGACCUCUAAGAACAUGGUGCCGGUGGUGGAGGAGCCUCUGACCACGCUGCAGAACUUCAUGAAGUACAGGAGGGACAACAUCAGGGAGCAGAGCGACGUUGUCCAACUUUUCUCAGGGCGCACGUUUCAGAGCGGCCGCAGCGGGACGGCCUACACGGGUGGAGUGUGCUCGCUGACAAGGGGAGGGGGCAUAAACGAGUUUGGUAAUGUUGGCGCCAUGGCCAUCACUUUGUGCCAGAGUCUGGGACAGAAUAUCGGCAUGAGGUGGAACAAUGCACGUAACUCUGCAGGAGACUGCAGGUGUCCUGACACCUGGCUGGGCUGCAUCAUGGAGGAUACGGGAUACUAUCUGCCCAGAAAGUUCUCUCGCUGCAGCGUUGACGAGUACAUCCAGUUCUUGCUCCGAGGGGGCGGCAGCUGCCUCUUUAACAAGCCCAACAAGCUGCUGGACCCUCCAGAAUGUGGAAAUGGCUUUGUGGAGCCAGGGGAAGAGUGUGAUUGUGGAUCCCAGGUGGAGUGCGCCCGCAGCGGAGGAAACUGCUGUAAAAAAUGCACACUCACCCACGACGCCAUGUGCAGUAAUGGACUGUGCUGCAGUGGCUGCAGGUACGAGCAGAGAGGUGUGGUGUGUCGAGAGGCUGUCAACGACUGUGACAUCCCAGAGACAUGCACAGGAGACUCCAGCCAGUGUCCUCAUAACGUCCACAAGCUGGAUGGUUACACGUGUGAAAGCAAUCAGGGUCGCUGCUACGGUGGCCGAUGUCGGACUCGGGAUGGACAGUGCAGGGGACUCUGGGGUUUUAACUCAGCAGACAGGUUUUGUUACGACAAGCUAAACGCAGAGGGGACGGACAAAGGGAACUGUGGUCGGGGUCCCAGGGGCCAAGGCUGGCUGCAGUGCAACAAGCCGGAUGUUUUGUGCGGCUUCCUGUUCUGCGCCAACAUUACCACAAAGCCAAAAUUUGGGGACCUUCAGGGCGAGGUGACAAGCUUCACCCUCUACCACCAGAACAAGUACCUGGACUGCCGAGGUGGCCAUGCUCUGCUGGAGGACGGCUCGGACCUUGGCUACGUGGAGGACGGCACCCCCUGCGGGCCCAACAUGAUGUGCUUGGAGCGGCGGUGCCUCCCCGUGGCGGCCUUCAACCUAAGCACCUGCGCGGGGUCCAACUCGGCGCGCAUCUGUUCCGACCACGGGACAUGCAGCAACGAGGUGAAGUGCAUCUGCGACAGAGACUACACCGGCAAGGACUGCAGUGUGUUUGACCCCAUUCCUGAGCCCACCAUCCCAACUGGCCCUGAGAAAAAAGAAACAUUCGGAGAGGAAGAUCUGGUGGAGGAUAAAAUGUUCAUCUCGUCUUCAUGCCCCGCCCACUCCCCUCCUCUUCCUCUUCCCCGCUCGGCGUCCCUUCCCACCCUGGAGAAGAAGGAAACAACAACAAAGUCUUCCAGUCCUGUUCCCAUCUCUCCAGUCCCUCAUCAUCACUAUCGGAGUCUUCCUCCCAGCACGGUGGCUCCGAUCCUCCUCUUCCUUGUCAUCGCCAUGGAGACGGAGGGUGAAGACGUCCGCACUGCCUGCUUGGACCUGCUGGGUCUUCUUCUGCCCUUCAGCUGGAUCUUACAGUCCAAGAACUUGGACUUGGACCUGCAGGCUCGGAAUGACGGUGAUGUUUUCCAAAGAGAAGCAACCACCAAGUAAGACAAGAACUCUUCUCUCUGUCCUCUUUUUAGCCAACUGCCAACUCGCCGACUUUAUGUCGAAGACUAGUUUCAGGUACCCUGAAGGAUGCUGGGAGUUUUUUGGGGGGUUUUGGGUUCAUUGGACUGCUGGAUGGGACCAGGAGCUGUACAUUCCACUGACUCUGCCUGUGCUCACUUCCUGGUUUCUCUUUGGCGUGCUUGUUUGUUAGUCUUUUUUAAAGAGAAGAAGAAUGUGUGCUCGUCACCACGGAGCUCUUUUAAACGUCUGUUUUUUCAGCCACAGGAAGAAGAACCAUUUUUAAGGUGGACUUAAUUGUCCAACUAGCAAUUAGCUGCCAUGGUCAAGUCUGAGGGGACGAGAAGCUCCGCAUGAGGACCACGUUGUCACACCAACUAGUAGGAUUUUGCACCAAAACCAUUUUGCAUCAAAAAUGAGCCCACAGUGGAACCUCUUAAGUCCUCACACUGUGCUGACCCUGUAAUUUGUCAUAUUUACAAACCACAUUUUAACAUAAAUGAAAAUAAUCUUCUCCAGGGUUGCCAUCAUGAAAGGUUUGUCGGAUAUUCAUGUUUUAACCUACCAUUUUUACAAGUGUAAAAAGAAGUUAAGCAACAGUCUUAACUAACGCAAUCCUGUUUUUAAAUCAUUGACUGUCUUACAUGUGUAAAAAGAAGUUAUCUAAUAUCGUUUGAACUCACACAACUAAUUUUUAACGUUCUUAACUCUUACAAGUGUAAAAAGAAGUUCAGACGCUCUUUAAAAAUUAAAGAUUUACUAAUUCACAAUUUUUUAAACAUUCUUAUACAAGUGUGAAAAUAUAAAAACAAGUAGCGUCUCAACUCACACAAUUCUUUUUUUUUUUAAAUAGUAUUAACACUUAAAAGUGUAAAAAGAAGUUAACAUCACAGCGUCAACUCGCACAACUCAUUAAAAAAAAAACUUUUUAACACUUAAAAGGGUAAAAAAAACGUUAACCAUCAUAGUGUCAAAAACAAACCUUUUACUCUUAAAAGUGCAAAAAGAAGUUAACAUAGUGUCAACUCGCACAACUCAUUAAAAAAACAAAACUUUUUAACACUUAAAAGGGUUAAAAAAAAACGUUAACCAUCAUAGUGUCAAAAACAAACCAGUUUUAACUAACCCAACUCCUUUUUUUCAAAACACUCUUUACUACCUGACAAGUGUAAAAAGAAGUCAAACAGCAGUCUCAAAUCACACAGCUUAUUUUUUUUUUUAUGUUUUAACUCUUGCAAAUGAAAAAAAUAAGUUAACAGUCUAAAGUCACGCAACACAUUUAAAAAAAAUACUCUUGACUGUCUUACAAGUGUUAAAAAAAAAAAGUUAAACACAGUUUCAAUUGAUUGAUUGAUUGAGACUUUUAUUAGUAGGUUGCACAGUGAAGUAUAUAUUCCGUACAAUUGACCACUAAAUGGUAACACCCGAAUAAGUUUUUCAACUUGUUUAAGUCAGGGUCCAUGUAAAUUGAUUCAUGAUACAGAUAUAUACUAUCAACUCACACAAUGCACUAUUUUAAACACUUAACUCUUGCAGGUGUAAAAAUAAGUUGAACACUGUUUCAACUCACAAUGCAUUAUUUGAAACAUGUUUUACUCUGACCAUGAAUUGAUUAACGUGGACCCCGACUUAAACAAGUUGAAAAACUUAUUCGGGUGUUACCAUUUAGUGGUCAAUUGUACGGAAUAUGUACUGUACAAUUGUACAAGUAAUAAAAUAAGUUAACAGUCUAAAGUCACACAACUAAUUUUUUUUAAAUACUCUGACUGUCUUACAAGUGUAAAAAGAAGUUAAACAUCACCAUUUCAACUCACAAUGCAUUAUUUGAAACACUUAACUCUUACAGGUGUAACAAUAAUUUCAACAUCAUAGUUUCAACUCACGGUUCAUUAUUUCAAACAUUUCUAACUCUUAAAAGUGUAAAAAGAAGUUAAAUGACAGUCUUUGUGUAUCCUUUUUUAAACACUCUUGAAUGUCCUAAAAGUGUGAAAAGAAGUAAAACAACAGUCUUAACUCACACAACUCAUUAAAAAAGUUUAACUCUUACAAGUGUAAAAAGAAGUUAACUGUCAGUCUAAAGUCAUGCAACUCAUUUAAAAAAAAUACUUUUGACUGUCUUACAAGUUUAAAAAGUUAAAUAUCAGCAUCAACUCACACAAUUGGUUAUUUUAAACAUUUAACUCUUACAAGUGUAAAAAGAAGUUCACUGACAAUCUUUGUGUAUCCUUUUAAAACACUCUUGAAUGUCCAAAAAGUGUAAAAAGAAGUAAAACAACAGUCUUAACUCACACAACUCAUUUAAAAAGUUUAACUCUUACAAGUGUAAAAAGAAGUAAAACAACCGUCUUAACUCACACAACUCAUUAAAAAAGUUGAACUCUUACAAGUGUAAAAAGAUGUUAACUAACAGUCUAAAGUCACGCAAGUCAUUUUUAAACCACUUGACUGCCUUACAAGUGUAAAAAGAAGUUAACUCAAGUGAUGAGUGCCGCAACUCUUUAACCUUAAAAAGUGUAAAAAAAAAAAAAGUUAAACAACGGUCUCCAUUCACGCUACUCUUUUUAAAUACAUUUUUAACUUUUACAAGUGAAAAAAGAAGUUAACUUACAGUCUGAAGUCACACAACUCAUUUUUGAAACUACUCGACUGGCUUCAAGUGUAAAAAGAAGUUAACUAGCCGCUUUAGUGAUGAGUUUUUGAAGGACUUUAGAGGUUCUACUGUGACGUGGACAAAAUGAUGAACUUUUCAUGGGAAAUAUUCUCUUUUCAACUUUUGUGAAGGGUUUUGCACAUUUCAUGAAAUAUUAUACGGUAAAUAGGAUUUCCUACUAACGCCAUGAUGCUAUGCUAACGUGUCCCUGAGAGAAAAUGGGCGCUCGCCACUUUUUGUUUUCCAACGUUUUUGUAAAUAUGUGCAAGCUCUGCCGAAUGUUUCAAAUGCACCGUGUGAAGAGGAGAGGGGAAAAAAAGGUGAAAACGCUGAUUUAGAGUUUUAUCAGCAAAGCUAGAAUGUUCUUGUUUUUGUUUUCCUUUUUUGCCAUCCAGGUGUGUGUUGGCUCACUGCCAUUUUUGCGUGCAUGAAGAGACUCUCGCUGAUUGCAGCUUUGCACCGUGGCACACUUACGGUACCACUACAGACACUGAAGAUACUAGCAAUCAUCAUUUCAAGACAUAUUUUUAGACACUUUUUUGAAUUUAGACAAAAUGAAACAAAAAAAAAUGAAGCCUUGCGGGCGAAUGAAUGCGAGAGAUGAGGAAAUAAAAUAUGAAAAAUAUUUUCUUGCUUUUUCCUUUUAUGGAAUCUUUACAAUGUCUCAUUUACAUUUUAUUGCCCCCCAAUUCGGAACAAAAUGUUUCAGACCACAAUGUUAAAUAAUUAAUUUCAAUCAAAAGGACAUUAAUUCAAAAUUAGAAUAAGGAUUAUUUUCCACACUGAUCUGAAAGAGUUGUUACUAAUAUGGUGACACCUCAUUUAGAUAAUGUUGGAAACACUACAAUCAUUAAAAAAAAAAGUAAAUUAUUUUAUAUAUUUAUAUUUAGUUAAAUAGAAUAUAUCAACAUUAAAUAAGUUAUAUAUUAAAUUUGAUUGCCUUUCAUUUUUAACAGUAUUUAAAUGAUCCAUAUGUAAUGCCAUAAUUGACUCCUAAUCAUUACAAUAUAAUUAUAUUAAAUGAAAAAAAUAUAUUUAAUAAAUUAUUUAUUACAAUAUUUAAAUGAUCCUAAUAAUUACAAUACAUUUGAUAGUAUACUGUAACUAUUAUUAAAUAAGAUUAACAUUAAACUAAUAUAAUUGUAUUAAAUGAAAUAAAUAUUUAAAAUGACUUAGAUUGUCCAACCUUUUUUUUUUUUUUACAAUAUUUAAUUGAUCUAUAAUAAUUACAAUAGAUUUAAUAAAAUAAGUGUAUUCAACAAAUACAUUUGAGUCAACUCAUAUCUAACUUUUUUUUAACAAUAUUUCAAUUAUUAUACAAAUUAUAUCAUUAUUAGUUAAUCAAAUUAACAUCUAACAUUUUAUAAUGUGUAAAUGAUCCAUCUGUUGUGGUAUAAUUGACCCUUACUAAUUACAAAAAUUAAAAAAUUAUAUUAAAUGAAAUAAAUUGUAUAUUAAAUUAAUUCCAUAAGUUAAUGUUUAACCUUUUUUAUAAUAUUCAAAUCCAUAAUUGCAAUAUUAAUACUAUGAUUAUAUUAUUUUGAUUAAAUUAACAUUUAACCAUUUUUUUUGCAAUAUUUGAAUGAUUGUUUUAUAACCAUAUUAAACUAAACAAAUAAAUUAUAUAAUUACAGUAGAUUAGAUUAACAUCCAACCUGUUUAAAUAGUAUUUAAAUUAUCCAUAAUUACAAUACAUGUGAUAUUAAAACUGUAUAAAUGUAAUUAAAUAAAAGAUACACUCAUAUUGAAUCAAAAAAAUAAUAUACAGUAAUUAUUUUAUAUAACCAGCUAACCUUUUUAUAAUAUUUGAAUGAGCUAUCAGUGUUGCAAUUGCCGCUUAUGAUCAUGUUUAUUCAUUAACAGAGACAAAGGCAGAAAAAUACAAGGGAGACAAAAUAAGGUCUAUUUUUUUCAAUAAUAAAUUAUUCAGAAAGAAUAUGAACAAUACAACUGAUGUACAGUACAAAAAGACAACAUAUCAUAUAAUAAAUUGACAUUUCAGUGGAAAAAAAUAAAUGUGAUCUUCCAUUUUCUUGCUUCUUUUAACGUAAAAAGCAAGGCUGCAGAUAAGUUUUUAAAGGCUAAAGUAGAAAAAUAUUUUAAAGGCUAAAGAAGAAAACGUAGAAAAAAGUUUUUAAAGGGAAAAGUAGAAAAAGCUUUUAAAGGCUGAAGUAAAAGUAGAAUAAAAUGUUUAAAUGCUAAAGAAGAAAAAGUAGAAACGUUUUAAACACUAAAGAAUAAAAAGUAGGAAUAAAAGUUUCCAGGAUAAAGAAGAAAAAUAGAAAAAUGUUUGACUAAAGAAGAUCAAGUAGAAAUAACAGUUGAAAGGCUAAAGAAGACAAAGUAGUAACAUAAAACCUUUUUAAAGGCAAUAAAGAAAUAAGUUUAAAGUCUAAAGAUGAAAAAGUAGAAAUAAGUUUAAAAACUAAAGAAGAAAAAGUAGAAAUAAAAGUUUAAAGGCUAAAGAAGGAAAAGUAGAAAUAGAGGUUAAGGCCAAAGAUGAAAAGUAGAAAUAAAAGUUUAAAGGCCAAAGAUGAAAAGUAGAAAUUAAAGUCUAAAGAAGAAAAAGUAGAAAUAAAAGUUUAAAGGCCAAAGAUGAAAAAGUAGAAAUUAAAGUCUAAAGAAGAAAUAAAAGUUUAAAGUCUAAAGAACAUGUAGAAAAAGCUUUUAAAGGCUAAAGAAGUAAUAGUAGAAAUAAAUUAAUUUUUUUAAAUGCUAAAGCAGAAAAAGGUUUUUAAACACUAAAUAGAAAAAGUAGAAAUAAAGGUUUAAAGGCUAAAUAAGAAAAUGUAGAAAUAGAAGUUUAAAGGCAAAGAAGAAAAAGUAGAAAUAAAA
Nerophis lumbriciformis (worm pipefish) is the source of this 8706-nucleotide messenger RNA. Its product is annotated as disintegrin and metalloproteinase domain-containing protein 11-like. NCBI's taxonomy places the organism in Eukaryota, Metazoa, Chordata, Actinopteri, Syngnathiformes, Syngnathidae. The record is from RefSeq and is a predicted model, not a curated record. Gene Ontology annotation, molecular function: metalloendopeptidase activity. Gene Ontology annotation, biological process: proteolysis.